AUGCCUUGCUAUAAAUACAGGCCAGCACUCGUGCAGAAAUCUGUUAUCCUCUUAACAACAUUCGUCACUGUUUCGUUGAGCACACCCCUAGCACAGCAACGUCGGGAAAGCGAACAGCGAACACCAGCUGCGAUACACCACCAGAAAUCAGAUAACACAAUCCGCCGCUUACCUCACGAAGGAGUUCGAAGGAUUUGA
This is a messenger RNA of Paracoccidioides lutzii Pb01, 198 nucleotides long. RefSeq lists its product as hypothetical. The record is from RefSeq and is a predicted model, not a curated record. The coding region runs from base 1 to 198 and encodes 65 amino acids. The transcript has a single exon.